This is a messenger RNA of Catharus ustulatus (Swainson's thrush), 20387 nucleotides long. RefSeq names its product nebulin-like. The record is from RefSeq and is a predicted model, not a curated record. Gene Ontology annotation, molecular function: actin filament binding. Gene Ontology annotation, cellular component: Z disc. Gene Ontology annotation, biological process: cardiac muscle thin filament assembly. Lineage: Eukaryota; Metazoa; Chordata; Aves; Passeriformes; Turdidae.
AUGGAGGAAGAAGAAUAUGAGGAAGUUGUGGAUGCCCCUGGGGAGGAUGCAGCCCCUCCUGUCAGGAAAAAGACAAUCCGGACUAAAGUGGACCCAUCCAAGUUUUUGACACCUUACCUGGAACACAGCAAUAAAAUGAAGAAUUAUUUUCUUCCAGAACAAGUACAAAGAAAAAUUAGAAAAGAAAGAGGAAAGCCAUAUGCUUCCACAGUUGAUACCCCAGAAAUCCGGAGGAUCAAGAAAGUGCAGGACCAGCUCAGUGAGGUUAAGUACCGCAUGGCUGGGGGAAUUGCCAGAACCAUUUGCCACGUGGAUGAAAAGGCCAUGGAUAUAGAACAUGCAAAGAAAGUGUCACAGCAAGUGAGCAAGGUAUUAUAUAAACAGAACUGGGAGGAGAAUAAAGACAAGUACCUGCUUCCCCCUGAUGCUCCAGAGCUUGUGAAUGCAAUAAAAAACACAGCAAUGUUCAGCAAGAAACUCUAUACUGAAGACUGGGAUGCAGACAAAACAUUGUUUUAUCCCUACAAUGACAGCCCAGAGCUCAGAAGGGUGGCCCAGGCUCAGAAGACUCUGAGUGAUAUUGUCUACAAAAAGGGGCACGAUGAAAGGAAAGCAAAAUUCACCUCUCUGCCAGACCCCCCUGAUGUGGAACAAGCCAAGAAGGUGUCACGGCAGCUGAGUGAUGUUAUUUACCAUGAGGACUACAAAAACAAAAUCAAAGGCAAGUGGAGUCAAACUCCGUGCUAUGACGUGGCAAUCGCAAAAAUGAAUGCAGAAAAUCUGAGCAUGAGGAAAUACCAGGAAGACUUUGAGAACAUGAAAGACCAAAUCUACUUCAUGCAGACUGAAACUCCAGAGUAUGAAGCCAACAAACGAGCUUCAGAGAACGUCAGCAAGUUCAAAUACAGAGCAGACUAUGAAAAGAAAAAAGCUAUUGCAGAUUACAAUGUGCUCCCUGCUACAGAGAACCCAUUGCUGCAGCAACUAAAAACUGCAGGAAAUAUUCUGAGUGACAAAUUGUACAAAGAAGCCUAUGAACAGUCCAAAGGAAACAGGAUGAAUUACUGUGAGACACCCAAGUUCCAGACUGAUGCUGCUCUGAAGAACUUUAGUGAUGUAAAAUAUAAAGAUGCAUAUCAGAAGAAUAUUUUGGGGCACUACUUGGGCAGCUUUGAGGACCCACAUCAGAUCCACUGCAUGAAGGUUGAAGCCAUGAAAAGUGAUAAAAAUUACAAAGCAGAUUAUGAGGAGGAAAAGACCAAGUGCUACUUCCCUCAGACCAUAACUCAAGAGUAUGAAGCAAUCAAGAAGUUGGAGCAAUGUAAAGAUUACACCUACAAACAUCCUGAUCAAACCAAAUUCACUUCAGUGACCGACUCUCCAGUACAAAAGCAAGCAGAGAUCAACAGCAAACAACUGAGUGAUAUAUUGUAUAAAUCCAAAGGGGAAGAAAUUAUUCACAAGUACCACCUCCCUCCUGACGUGCCCCAGUUCAUCCAGGCUAGAGUUAAUGCCUACAACAUCAGUGAUGCUAACUACAAAGCAGACUGGAAGAAAACCCUUUCCAAAGGCUAUGAUCUGAAACCAGAUGCCAUUCCAAUUAUUGCUGCUAAAGCUUCUCGGAAUAUUGCAAGUGAUGUCAAGUACAAGGAAUCCUACGAGAAAGAAAAAGGCAAACAGGUCGGGUUCCGGAGCCUGCAGGAUGAUCCCAAACUGUCCUACAUGAACGUGGCCAAAAUCCAAUCGGAUCGGGAAUACAAGAAGGAUUAUGAAGUCACCAAGACCAAAUAUCACACUCCCCUGGAUAUGUUCAGUGUGACAGCUGCCAAGAAAGCCCAGGAAGUGGUGACCAACACUGGCUAUAAGCAGCCAAUUCACAAUUACACCCUCCUGCCUGAUUCUGUGAACCUGGAGCUGUCCAGAAACGUGAUGCAGCUUCAGAGUGAUAAUCUGUACAAAUCUGACUUCAAUAACUGGCUGAGAGGAGUUGGCUGGGUCCCAAUUCAGUCACUGGAUGUAGAAAAGGCCAAGAAAGCCUCAGAGAUUCUCAGUGAGAAGAAAUACCGCCAGCAUCCCGACCAGCUCAAGUUCUCCAUCCCCAUGGAUGCCAUGGAGCAAGUGCUGGCAAAGCAAAAUGCCAAGACCAUGAACAAGAGGCUGUACACAGAUAAAUGGAACAAAGAGAAGACCAGCAUCCAUGUGAUGCCAGACACCCCAGAAAUUCUGCAGUGCAAAGUGAACCAGAUGACAAUGAGUGAUGUGAGUGCUCGUGGUGGGCGUUCAGUGCCUCAGGAAAAGAAGAAGGGUUAUGACCUGCAGCCAGAUGCAAUUCCAAUAAAAGCAGCCAAAAGCUCCAGGGACAUCGCGAGCGACUAUAAAUACAAGCUGGCCUAUGAGAAAGCCAAAGGGAAGCACAUCGGCUUCCGCAGCCUGGAGGACGACCCCAAGCUGGUGCACUUCAUGCAAGUGGCCAAGAUGCAAUCUGACAGGGAGUACAAAAAGGGUUAUGAGAAGGCCAAGACUAAUUUCCACACUCCAGUUGACAUGGUCAGCGUGGUGGCAGCCAAGAAAGCUCAGGAAGUGGCUACAAAUGCAAAUUACAAGAACUUAAUCCACACCUACAACGUCCUGCCCGAUGCUAUGAGCAUUGAAUUGGCCAAAAACAUGAUGCAGUUACAAAGUGAUAAUCAAUACAAAGCAGAGUAUGAUGAAACGAUGAAGGGUGUUGGAUGGAUCCCACUGGGCUCCUUGGAAGCUGAGAAGAACAAAAAGGCCAUGGAAAUUGUGAGUGAGAAGAAAUACCGCCAGCACCCAGACAAGUUGAAGUACUCUGUUCCUAUGGAUUCCAUGAACAUGGUCUUGGCUUUAAAUAAUGCCAAAAUCAUGGAUGAGCACAAGUACAAAGAAGCCUGGGAAGAAGACAAAAAGAAAAUUCACAUCACCCCAGAUAUUCCACAGAUUGUUUUAGCAAAAGUAAAUGCGUUCAAUUUAAGUGAUAAAAUGUACAGAUCUUCAUUUGAAGAAACCAGGAAGAAAGGAUAUGAUCUCAGGGCUGAUGCUAUUCCUGUCAAAGCUGCCAAAGCUUCCAGGGAUAUUGCCAGUGAUUAUAAAUACAAAUUAGGGUACGAACAAGACAAGGGGAAACUCGUCGGCUUCCGCAGCCUCCAGGACGACCCCAAACUCGUGCACUGCAUGCAAGUGGCCAAGAUGCAGUCAGACAGGGAGUACAAGAAAGCCUAUGAGAGCAGCAAGACUCACUACCAGACACCUUCUGAUGCCCUCAGCGUGGUGGCAGCCAAGGAGGCCCAGGACCGUGUCACCAACACCAACUACAAACGCCUGAUCCACCAGUACAUGCUCCUGCCAGAUGCCAUGAGCUUGGAGCUCUACAGGAACAUGAAUCAGAUCCAAAGUGAUAACGAGUACAAGCAGGAUUACAAGGAGUGGUUCAGGGGCAUUGGUUGGAGUCCCAUCGGUUCUCUGGAUGUGGAGAAGUCCAAGAAAGCCACGGAGAUCGCGAGCGAUCGGAAGUACCGGCAGCACCCCAGCUUGUUCCCCUUCACCAAACAGAACGAUGCCAUGGACCUGGUCCUUGCAAAGCAGAAUGCAAAUAUCAUGAACAAACAUGCUUAUACCCAAGCCUGGGAGAAGGAUAAAACUCAGGUCCAUGUGAUGCCAGACACACCAGAUAUUCUACAGGCCAAACAGAACAAGGCAAACUACAGUCAGAAACUCUACAAGCUUGGCUGGGAGGAAAUGAUAAAGAAAGGCUAUGAUCUCACACCUGAAGCCAUGUCAGUGAAAGCUGCCAAAGCUUCAAGGGACAUUGCAAGUGAUUUCAAGUACAAAGAAGGGUACCGCAAGCAGCAGGGACAUCACAUCGGAUUCCGCAGCUUGCAGGAUGACCCCAAGAUGUUGUGGUCCAUGCAAGUAGCUAAAAUGCAGAGUGAGAGGGAGUACAAGAAGGACUUUGAAAAGUGGAAGACCAAGUUCAAUAUGCCUGUGGAUAUGCUGGGCUUCCUUCUGGCUAAGAAAUGUCAGGAGCUGGUCAGUGACGUGGACUACAAACACAUUCUGCACCGCUGGACCUGCCUGCCAGACCAGGUCGAUGUCACCGAGGCAAAGAGGGUCAACGAGCUGCAGAGUGAUAACGUGUAUAAGUCAGAUCUGCAGUGGCUCAGAGGCAUUGGAUGGAGUCCUUUGGGAUCUCUGGAAGCUGAAAAGAACAAGAAAGCUUGAAUACUGAAUGAGAAGAAGUACAGACAACACCCAGACACUAUUAAGUUCACAAGUACCGAUGCCAUGGAUGUUGUGUUGGCAAAAUCUAAUGCCAAAAAUAGGAGUGAUAUACUCUACAAGGAAGCUUGGAACAAGGACAAGACUAAGGUUCACAUCAUGCCUGAUACACCUGAAAUUUUGCUGGCUAAAUCAAACUUGGUUAACACAAGUGAUAAACGUUACAAGGUGGGAUUUGAAGAGCUGAAGAAGAAAGGUUAUGACCUCCCUCCUGAUGCCAUCCCCCUGCAGGCAGCCAAGGCAUCCCGAGACAUAGCCAGCGAGUACAAAUACAAAACUGCAUACAGAAAACAGCUGGGCACCACAUUGGGCAGGAACAUCGAGGACGACCCCAAGAUGAUGUGGUCCAUGCAUGUGGCCAAGAUCCAGAGUGACAGAGAGUACAAGAAGGACUUUGAGAAAUCCAAGACAAGGUUCAGCAGCCCUGUGGACAUGCUGGGGGUGGUGCUGGCCAAGAAAUGCCAGGAGCUGGUCAGUGAUGCCGAUUACCGGCACCCUCUGCACCGCUGGACCUGCCUGCCUGACCAGAGUGACGUUGUCCAUGCCAAGACAGUGUAUGACCUACAGAGUGAUAACGUGUACAAGUCUGACCUGCAGUGGCUGAGGGGCAUUGGCUGGUCCCCAAUUGUCCUGGAUGUUGAGAAGAACAAGAGGGCGAGCGAGAUCCUGAGUGACAAGAAGUACCGGCAGCACCCAGACACCAUCAAAUUCACGAGCCUUCCUGACUCCAUGCCCAUGAUGCUGGCAAAGCACAACUCCAAAAUCAUGGACCAACGCUCGUACAUCUCAGCCUGGGAGAAGGACAAAACCAGCAUUCACAUCAUGCCAGACCCUGGGAUCCUUCAGGCCCAGCAGAACAAAGUGAACUUCAGCGAGAAACUGUACAAGCAGGCGAUGGAGGAGGAGAAGAAGAAGGGCUACGACAUGCGGGCAGAUGCCAUUCCCAUCAAGUCUGCCAAAGCUUCCCGGGACAUCGCCAGUGAUUACAAGUACAAGGAAGGGUAUCGCAAACAGCUGGGCCACCACAUCGGGGCCAGGAACAUCGAGGACGACCCCAAGAUGAUGUGGUCCAUGCACGUGGCCAAGAUCCAGAGUGACAGGGAGUACAAGAAAGCCUUUGAGAAGUCCAAGACCCACUUCAGCAGCCCUGACAUGCUGGGAAUUGUGUUGGCCAAGAAAUGCCAGGAGCUGGUCAGUGAUGCCGAUUACCGGCCCCUGCACCGCUGGACCUGCCUGCCCGACCAGAGCGACGUUGUCCAUGCCAAGACAGUGUAUGACCUGCAGAGUGACAACGUGUACAAGUCUGACCUGCAGUGGCUGAGGGGCAUUGGCUGGUCCCCAAUUGGGUCACUGGAUGUUGAGAAGAACAAGAGGGCGAGCGAGAUCCUGAGUGACAAGAAGUACCGGCAGCACCCAGACACCAUCAAAUUCACGAGCCUUCCUGACUCCAUGCCCAUGGUGCUGGCAAAGCACAACUCCAAAAUCAUGGACCAACGCUCGUACAUCUCAGCCUGGGAGAAGGACAAAACCAGCAUUCACAUCAUGCCAGACACCCCUGGGAUCCUGCUGGCCCAGCAGAACAAAGUGAACUUCAGCGAGAAACUGUACAAGCAGGCGAUGGAGGAGGAGAAGAAGAAGGGCUAUGACAUGCGGGCAGAUGCCAUUCCCAUCAAGUCUGCCAAAGCUUCCCGGGACAUCGCCAGUGAUUACAAGUACAAGGAAGGGUAUCGCAAACAGCUGGGCCACCACAUCGGGGCCAGGAACAUCGAGGACGACCCCAAGAUGAUGUGGUCCAUGCACGUGGCCAAGAUCCAGAGUGACAGAGAGUACAAGAAGGACUUUGAGAAGUUCAAGACAAGGUUCAGCAGCCCUGUGGACACUGGGGUGGUGCUGGCCAAGAAAUGCCGAGUGGUCAGUGAUGCUGAUUACCGGCACCCUCUGCACCGCUGGACCUGUCUGCCUGACCAGAGCGACGUUGUCCAUGCCAGGACAGUGUAUGACCUACAGAGUGAUAGGUGUAUAAUGUACAAGUCUGACCUGCAGUGGCUGAGGGGCAUUGGCUGGUCCCCAAUUGGGUCACUGGAUGUUGAGAAGAACAAGAGGGCGAGUGAGAUCCUGAGUGACAAGAAGUACCGGCAGCACCCAGACACCAUCAAAUUCACGAGCCUUCCUGACUCCAUGCCCAUGCUGGCAAAGCACAACUCCAAAAUCAUGGACCAACGCUCGUACAUCUCAGCCUGGGAGAAGGACAAAACCAGCAUUCACAUCAUGCCAGACACACCUGGGAUCCUGCUGGCCCAGCAGAACAAAGUGAACUUCAGCGAGAAACUGUACAAGCAGGCGAUGGAGGAGGAGAAGAAGAAGGGCUACGACAUGCGGGCAGAUGCCAUUCCCAUCCAGUCUGCCAAAGCUUCCCGGGACAUCGCCAGUGAUUACAAGUACAAGGAAGGGUAUCGCAAACAGCUGGGCCACCACAUCGGGGCCAGGAACAUCGAGGACGACCCCAAGAUGAUGUGGUCCAUGCACGUGGCCAAGAUCCAGAGUGAAGAGUACAAGAAAGCCUUUGAGAAAUCCAAGACCCACUUCAGCAGCCCUGUGGACAUGCUGGGAAUUGCUGCCAAGAAAUGCCAGGAGCUGGUCAGUGAUGCCGAUUACCGGCACCCUCUGCACCGCUGGACCUGCCUGCCCGACCAGAGCGACGUUGUCCAUGCCAAGACAGUGUACGACCUGCAGAGUGAUAACGUGUACAAGUCUGACCUGCAGUGGCUGAGGGGCAUUGGCUGGUCCCCAAUUGGGUCACUGGAUGUUGAGAAGAACAAAAGGGGUGAGAUCCUGAGUGACAAGAAGUACCGGCAGCACCCAGACACCAUCAAAUUCACGAGCCUUCCUGACUCCAUGCCCAUGAUGCUGGCAAAGCACAACUCUGAGAUCAUGAACCAACGCUCGUACAUCUCAGCCUGGGAGAAGGACAAAACCAGCAUUCACAUCAUGCCAGAACCUGGGAUCCUGCUGGCCCAGCAGAACAAAGUGAACUUCAGCGAGAAACUGUACAAGCAGGCGAUGGAGGAGGAGAAGAAGAAGGGCUACGACAUGCGGGCAGAUGCCAUUCCCAUCAAGUCUGCCAAAGCUUCCCGGGACAUCGCCAGUGAUUACAAGUACAAGGAAGGGUAUCGCAAACAGCUGGGCCACCACAUCGGGGCCAGGAACAUCGAGGACGACCCCAAGAUGAUGUGGUCCAUGCACGUGGCCAAGAUCCAGAGUGACAGGGAGUACAAGAAGGACUUUGAGAAGUUCAAGACAAGGUUCAGCAGCCCUGUCAUGCUGGGAGUGGUGCUGGCCAAGAAAUGCCAGGAGCUGGUCAGUGAUGCCGAUUACCGGCACUACCUGCAUGAAUGGACUUGUCUGCCAGACCAGAACGACGUUGUCCAUGCCAAGACAGUGUACGACCUGCAGAGUGAUAACUGCUACAAGUCUGACCUGGAAUGGCUGCGGGGCAUUGGCUGGGUCCCAAUUGGUUCCUUGGAAGUUGAGAAAGCAAGAGCAGGGGAGAUCCUGAGUGACAAAAUCUACCGCCCAUCCGACACCAUCAAGUUCACCAGCGUCCCAGAUUCUCUCCCCAUGGUGCUGGCCAAGCAGAAUGCAGACACCAUGAACAAGCGUUUGUAUACUGAGGCCUGGGAUAAAGACAAGACACAAAUCCACAUCAUGCCUGACACUCCUGAAAUCACACUGGCAAGAGAGAACAAGAAAAACUACAGUCUGAAACAAUACAGACAGGCCAUGGAAGAUGCAAAGAAGAAAGGCUAUGAUUUGAGAGCUGAUGCCAUCCCCAUCCAAGCAGCCAAAGCAUCCAGGCAAAUUGCCAGUGAUUACAAGUACAAGGAAGGGUAUCGCAAACAGCUGGGCCACCACAUCGGGGCCAGGAACAUCGAGGACGACCCCAAGAUGAUGUGGUCCAUGCACGUGGCCAAGAUCCAGAGUGAGGAGUACAAGAAGGACUUUGAGAAGACCAAGACAAUCAGCAGCCCUGUGGACAUGCUGGGAAUUGUGGCCAAGAAAUGCCAGCAGUUGGUCAGUGAUGCCGAUUACCGGCACUACCUACACCAGUGGAUCUGUCUGCCCGACCAGAACGAUGUGAUCCACGCCAAGCAAGCCUACGAGCUCCAGAGCGAUAACUGCUACAAAUCUGACCUGGAAUGGCUGCGGGGCAUAGGCUGGGUCCCAAUUGGUUCCUUGGAAGUUGAGAAAGCCAAGAGAGCAGGGGAGAUCCUGAGUGAUAAAAUUACCGCCAGCAUCCAGGACACCAUCAAGUUCACCAGUGUCACGGAUUCCCUGGAGAUGGUGUUGGCCAAGCAGAACGCAGACAUCAUGAACAAGCGUUUGUACACUGAAGCGUGGAACAAAGACAAGACCUCGAUUCACGUCAUGCCUGACACCCCAGAAAUCAUGCUGGCCACAAACAGAGUGAAUUACAGUGAGAAAAUGUACAAACUGGCCUUGGAGGAGUCCAAGAAGAAGGGCCAUGAUUUGCGUUACGAUGCCAUUCCCAUCCAGUCUGCCAAGGCCUCCAGGGAGAUUGCCAGUGAGUACAAGUACAAGGAAGGGUAUCGCAAACAGCUGGGCCACCACAUCGGGGCCAGGAACAUCGAGGACGACCCCAAGAUGAUGUGGUCCAUGCACGUGGCCAAGAUCCAGAGUGACAGGGAGUACAAGAAGGACUUUGAGAAGACCAAGACAAGGUUCAGCAGCCCUGUGGACAUGCUGGGAAUUGUGUUGGCCAAGAAAUGCCAGGAGCUGGUGAGCGACGCCGAUUACCGGCACUACCUGCACCAGUGGAUCUGUCUGCCCGACCAGAACGACGUGAUCCACGCCAAGCAAGCCUACGAGCUCCAGAGUGAUAACUGCUACAAAUCUGACCUGGAAUGGCUGAGGGGCAUUGGCUGGGUCCCAAUUGGUUCCUUGGAAGUUGAGAAAGCCAAGAGAGCAGGGGAGAUCCUGAGUGAUAAAAUUUACCGCCAGCAUCCGGACACCAUCAAGUUCACCAGUGUCACUGAUUCCCUGGAGAUGGUGUUGGCUAAGCAGAACGCAGACAUCAUGAACAAGCGUUUGUACACUGAAGCGUGGAACAAAGACAAGACCUCGAUUCACGUCAUGCCUGACACCCCAGAAAUCAUGCUGGCCAAACAAAACAGAGUGAAUUACAGUGAGAAAAUGUACAAACUGGCCUUGGAGGAGUCCAAGAAGAAGGGCUAUGAUUUACGUUAUGAUGCCAUUCCCAUCCAGUCUGCCAAGGCCUCCAGGGAGAUUGCCAGUGAGUACAAGUACAAGGAAGGGUAUCGCAAACAGCUGGGCCACCACAUUGGGGCCAGGAACAUCGAGGACGACCCCAAGAUGAUGUGGUCCAUGCACGUGGCCAAGAUCCAGAGUGACAGGGAGUACAAGAAGGACUUUGAGAAAUCCAAGACCCACUUCAGCAGCCCUGUGGACAUGCUGGGAAUUGUGUUGGCCAAGAAAUGCCAGGAGCUGGUCAGUGAUGCCGAUUACCGGCACUACCUGCACCAGUGGAUCUGUCUGCCCGACCAGAACGACGUGAUCCACGCCAAGCAAGCCUAUGACCUCCAGAGUGAUGCUGUUUACAAAUCAGACCUGGAAUGGCUGAGAGGCAUUGGAUGGGUUCCUAUUGGUUCACUGGAAGUUGAGAAAGCCAAGAGAGCUGGAGAAAUCCUCAGUGACAGGAAGUACCGGCAGCCUGCAGAUCAAAUCAAAUUUACCAGCGUCACUGAUUCUUUGCCCAUGGUCUUAGCCAAGCAAAAUGCUGAGAUCAUGAACAAGCGCUUGUACACAGAAGCCUGGGAUGCGGACAAGAAGUCCAUCCAUGUCAUGCCUGACACACCAGACAUUCUGUUAGCAAAGGCCAACGCAGCCAACAUUAGCAAUAAACGUUACGUACAAGCCUGGGAAGAAGCCAAAAAGAAGGGAUAUGACAUGAGAGCUGAUGCAAUUCCAAUCCAAACUGCAAAAGCAUCAAGAGAUAUUGCGAGUGACUACAAGUACAAGGCAACCCAUGAGAAGGAGAAAGGCCACUACAUCGGGUGCCCCAGCGCCAAGGACGACCCCAAGCUGGUGCUGGCCGCGCGCGCCAUGGCCCUGCAGAACGACCGCCUCUACAAGAAGGGCUACAACGAUUCCAAGACCCAGAUCCACAUGCCUGUGGAUGCCCUGUCGGUGCAGGCAGCCAAGGAGUGCCAGGCCCUGGUCAGUGACAUUGACUACAGGCAGUACCUGCACCAGUGGACCUGCCUUCCCGACCAGAACGACGUGAUCCACGCGCGGCAGGCCUACGACCUCCAGAGUGACAACGUGUACAAGUCUGACCUGGAGUGGCUGAGGGGCAUUGGCUGGCUGACAGAAGGGUCUGUGGAUGUGGUCAAAGCCAAGAAAGCCCAGGAGCUCCUCAAUGACCGCCUGUACCGCACACGGCCGGAGCAGCUGAAGUUCACCAGCAUCACCGACUCCCCAGACGUUGUCCUGGCCAAGAACAAUGCCAUGCAACUCAGUGAUCGUCUGUAUCGUGAGGCCUGGGAUAAAGACAAGACCCAGAUUUCCGUCCCUUCGGACACUCCUGUCAUGCUGCAGUCCAAAGUCAACGCUCUCAACAUCAGCAAUAAACAUUAUCAGAAAGCCUGGGAUGAAGUCAAGGCCAAAAGCUAUGACCUAAGAGCUGAUGCCAUUCCCAUCAAACAAGCCAAGGCCUCCAGAGACAUCGCCAGUGAGUACAAGUACAAGGAAACUCACGAGAAGCAGAAAGGCCACUACAUCGGGUGCCCCAGCGCCAAGGACGACCCCAAGCUGGUGCUGGCCGCGCGCGCCAUGGCCCUGCAGAACGACCGCCUCUACAAGAAGGGCUACAACGAUUCCAAGACCCAGAUCCACAUGCCUGUGGAUGCCCUGUCGGUGCAGGCAGCCAAGGAGUGCCAGGCCCUGGUCAGUGAUGUUGACUACAGGCAGUACCUGCACCAGUGGACCUGCCUUCCCGACCAGAACGAUGUGAUCCACGCGCGGCAGGCCUACGACCUCCAGAGCGAUGCUGUGUAUAAGUCAGACCUAGAGUGGCUCCGUGGAAUUGGCUGGUUGCCCAAUGAUUCUCCAGUAGUCAAGAGGGUGAAGAAUGCCCAGGAGCUCCUGAGUGACAACGUGUAUCGGACCCCCAUUGACAGUGUGAAGUACACCAGUGUUGUGGAUUCCCCUGAUGUUGUCCUGGCCAAGAUCAACGCUGAACAGAUCAGCAUUCCAAAAUAUAAAGAAGCCUGGGAAAAGGACAAGACUAUGAUCCACAUCAUGCCAGACACACCUGAAAUCAACCUAGCCAAGGCUAAUGCUGUCAAUUACAGCCAGAAACAAUAUAAAGGAGCUUGGGAUGAGCUGAAGACGAGCUACGAUAUGAGAGCAGAUGCAAUUCCAAUCAAGACAGCCAAGGCUUCUAGAGAGAUUGCCAGUGAUUACAAAUACAAGCUGGAGCACGAGAAGCAGAAAGGACAUUAUGUGGGAGUGCCGAACGCGAAGGGAGAUUCCAAAAUCCAGUUUGCCCUGGAUGUAGCCAAAGUCCAGAGCGAGCGGGAGUACAAGAAGUACUUUGCCAAGCAGAAGACCCAGUGCCACCUGCCAGUGGACAUGAUGUCCAUUGUGGCAGCCAAGAACGGGCAGGCCCUGGUGAGCGACGCCGAUUACCGGCACUACCUGCACCAGUGGAUCUGCCUCCCCGACCAGAACGAUGUCAUUCAUGCCAGGCAAGCCUACGACCUCCAGAGUGAUGCUGUUUAUAAAGCUGAUUUGGAAUGGCUGCGGGGCAUUGGAUGGUUGCCAAAUGAUUCUCUUGGAGUCAAGCAUGUCAAAUAUGCUGGAGAUCUCCUGAGUGAGAGGAAGUACCGCACAAAAGCUGAAACUCUCCCGUUCACUCCCGUGGCUGACAGAGUUGAUUAUGUCACAGCAAAGAAUAGCACUGAAAUCCUCAGUGAUAUUAAAUACCACAAAGAAUGGAAUGAGGCCAAGACAAAUUACACUCUCACAGAUACACCACAGCUGGAUAUGGCCCGAGAGGCAGCCAGAAUUCUCAAUCAGAAUUUGUACAAGGAAAGUUGGGAGAAAGAAAAAGCCACUGGUUACCUCCUGCCUCCUGACACGGUGCAGAUCUCUCAUGCCAAGCACUCGGGUGAUGUCCAAAGUGAGCUGAAAUACAAAGCUGAGUAUGUCAAGCAGAGGGGUCACUACGUGGGAGUUCCCAAGAUGAGGGAUGACCCCAAGCUGGUGUGGUACGAGCACGCGGGCGAGAUCCAGAACGACCGGCUCUACAAAUCAGACUACAACAAAACCAAGUCCAAAAUCCACAUGCCUUCGGAUGCCAUGGCAGUUGUGGCAGCCAAGGAGUGCCAGAGCUUGGUCAGUGAUGUUGAGUACCGCCAGUACCUGCACCAGUGGACCUGCCUCCCUGACCAGAACAACGUGAUCCACGCGCGGCAGGCCUACGACCUCCAGAGUGAUAACAUCUAUAAAUCUGAUCUGGAGUGGCUUCGUGGCUGUGGUUGGAUCCCUCUUGAUUCUGUGGAGCAUAAGAAAGUUAAGAAUGCACAGGAACUGAUAAACAAGAGGGCAUACACAAAAGAAGCCCUGGAGAACUUUUCCAAAUACACCAGCGUGGUUGACACUCCUGAGAUCGUUUUGGCAAAGAUGAACUCUGUCAAUCAGAGUGAUCUAAAAUACAAAGAAACGUUUAACCAGGAGAAAGGCCAGUACAUUGGGUCUGAUGAUACUCCUGCUCUGCACCACGCCAAAGACAUGUCCUUGCUCCACAGUGAGAAACACUACAAGAAGGCUUGGGAGCAGAGCAAGCCCAUUGGAUACACCCUGGAUGAGAAAUACGUUCCACUUGUGGGGGCCAAACAUGCAAACCACAUCAACAGCGAGCUUAAAUACAAGGAAAUAUAUGAGAAGCUGAAAGGCCAUUACCUGGCUGGGAAGGAUAUUGGUGAUUUCCCCAGUGUCAUUCACUCCCGGGAGUUCCAGAAAAUGAGGAGCGCGCUGGCCUACAGAAAGAAUUAUGAGGACACCAAGAAGAAUGUUCAUAUUCCAGCUGACAUGAUGAACCAUGUCCUGGCCAAGAAGUGCCAGUACAUCCUCAGUGACCUGGAAUACCGCACGUACUUCCACCAGUGGAGUUGUUCCCCUGAAGAAAACGAUGUUAUUCACGCCAGGAAAGCCCAGGAGAUCCUGAGUGAUGCUGUGUAUAAAGAUGACUUAAACUGGCUGAAGGGACUUGGAUGUUACGUCUGGGAUACGCCACAAAUCAUACAGGCUAAGAAAUCCUAUGACCUGCAGAGCCAGAUAAAAUACACCUCUGCAGGGAAGGAGAACUUCCAGAACUUCAGUGUGGUUACAGACACCCCUGUCUAUGUGACUGCUCUGCAAAGUGCUGCCAAUGCCAGUGAGGUGAAAUACAAGGAGGAAUUCCACAAAACUAAGGACAAGUACACAACUGUGACUGAGACAGUGGAUUCAGAAAGAGUUCAGAGUUUGAAACAUCUCUAUAGUGAUAACCUCUACAAGAAGGCCUGGGAUAAAGUGAAGGCCACCAGCUAUGCACUGCCCUCAGAUUCUGUAGCCUUGGCACGUGCCAAAGAACUGAAGCACAAUGCAAGCAUUGUCAAAUACCGUGAGGAAUAUGACAAGUUCAAAGCCCUGUACACCCUCCCCAGAGGUGUUGAGGAUGAUCCCAAUACAGAAAGGUGCCUCAGAGUUGGGAAGCUCAACAUUGAUCGCCUGUACAAAGAAGCCUACGAGAAGACCAAAGCCAAGGUGCACAUUGUGCCAGACAUGGUGGACAUCAUCUCAGCCAAGGAUGCCCAGAAGAAAGUCAGCGAGGUCGAUUAUCGCGUGCGGCUCCACGAGUGGCUCUGCCUGCCAGACCUGCAGGUCAACACCCACGUGCGCAUGGUCACCGACCAAAUCAGCGAUGUGAUCUACAAGGAUGACCUGAACUGGCUGAAAGGCAUCGGCUGCUUUGUCUGGGACACUCCUGAAAUCCUCCAUGCCAAGCAAGCCUAUGACCUUCGCAGUGAUAUUAAGUACAAAUCUAAGGCAGAAAAAAUGAAGAAGGACUUCACUGUGGUCACAGACACUCCUGUCUAUGUCCAGAAUGUGAUCAGUGCCUUGAAUUUAAGUGAGGCUGUCUAUCGUGGUGAUUACAAGAAGAAUGUCCAAGGCAAGAUGAUCCCUACUGAUAAAACAGUGGAUUUGGAGCGGGCAUAUAAUGCAAACAAAAUACAGAGUGAGAAUUUGUAUCGCUGGGCUGGUGUGAAUGCUCUGCCCACUGGGUACAGCCUUCCCACGGACACCCCGAGCUUCCAGCAUGCCAAACAAGUGCAGCACAUCGGCAGUGAUCUGAAAUACAAAGAAGCCUAUGAACACAUGAAAGCCAAGGGCUACACUCUGGGACCUAAAGAUGUUGGCUUUGAAAAUGUGAGGAAGGUCAAUCAAGUCAUUAACGAGAGGCUGUACAGGGCAACGUACCACAAGAACAAGGACAAGAUCCACACCACCCCUGACACGCCCGAAAUCCGCCAAGUCAGAGCCACCCAGGAGGCUGUCAGCGACCUGAUCUACAAGUCAGAUUUCUUCAAGAUGCAGGGCCACCUGAUCUCCCUGCCCUACACCCCUCACGUGCUGCACUGUCGCUACGUUGGGGACAUCACCAGCGACAUUAAAUACAAAGAGGACCUGACGUGGCUGAAGGGCUUGGGUUGUUUCCUGUAUGACACUCCUGACAUGGUCCGUGCCCGCGAGCUCCGCAAGCUCUGGUCUAAUUAUGUCUACACAAGUACUGCCAAGAAAAUGUGGCCUAAAAUCAAGGUGGUGUUGGAUACUCCUGGAUACAGAGCAGUGCAGGAACUAAAAACCCACCUGAGUGAGCUGGUUUACAGAGCUGCUGGCAAUGAGCUGAAGACAAAAUACACUCCCAUCCUUGAUACACCUGACUUCAUAAGAGCCAAGACAGGACAAAAAAUACAGAGCCAGUACUUGUACGUGGAACUUGCCACAAAGGAGAGACCCCACCAUCAUGCUGAUGGUCAGACUCAAGCCUUUACCCAUGCCAGGAAUGUCAAGGACAUGAUCAGUGAGAAAAAGUACAAAACCCAGUAUGAGAAGAUGAAGGACAAAUACACCCCUGUCCCUGACACCCCAGUGCUGAUCAGAGCCAAGAGAGCCUACCUGAAUGCCAGUGAUCUGCGCUACAAAGAAACCUUUGAGAACACCAAGGGCAAAUACCACACAGUGAAGGAUGCUCUGGACAUUGUCUACCACAGGAAGGUCACUGAUGACAUCAGCAGUGUCAAAUACAAGGAGAAUUACAUGAGCCAGUUGGGGAUCUGGAGAUCCAUCCCAGACCGCCCUGAGCACUUCCACCACCGCCUGGUCACCGAUGCCAUCAGUGAUGUUAAAUACAAGGAAGACCUGGAAUGGCUCAAAGGCAUUGGCUGCUAUGUGUGGGAUACUCCAAGUUUUGUCCUGGCAGAGCAGAACAAAGUGCUCUACAGUGGGUGUAAGUACAAGGAGAAUUUUGAGAAGACCAAGUCCAAGUUCAAGUAUGUUACUGACUCCCCAAGCAAUGAACAUUUUAAAUAUGCAACUCAGCUGAUAGAUGAGAAAUUAUAUAAAGCAGCCUAUGAGAAGCUCAAAUCUAGGUACAGCGUUAUUGUGGAUGACCCCAGGAAUCUGCUGGCCAAGUGGGGCAGCACUCUGAGCAGUCAGAAAAGCUAUAAAUCCCUUGCCAAGAUGCUCCUGCAGCACGGAUGCAAUGAAAUUCUGAGGCCAGAUAUGCUGACAGCCCUCUACAACACAUACCUGUGGAGCCAGAUUCAGUACAAGAAGGACUAUGAGAAGAAGAAAGACAAAUACACCACAGUUCUGGACACUCCAGAAUAUUUACGGACCACCAAGGUCAACAAACAGAUCAGCGACAUCAUUUACAAGCUGGAGUACAACAAAGCCAAGCCCAAGGGCUACACCACCAUCCAGGACACGCCGAUGCUGCUGCAUGUGCGCAAGGUCAAGGACAGGAUCAGCGAUCUGAAAUACAAAGAGAUGUAUGAGAGGAGCAAAUCUCGCUGCAACGUCGUGGCAGAUUCAGUUCACAUCAAAACUCCCAGGCACGCCUACAAACUGAACAGCAAUCUGGAUUAUAAGAAGAAAUACGAAGCAGCCAAAGCCCACUGGCACCUGAUUGCUGACAGGCCUGACUUUGUCCAGGCAGCCAAGUCCUCUCUGCAGCAGAGUGAUUAUGAAUACAAGCUGGACCAGGAAUUCCUCAAGGGGUGCAAACUCUCUGUCACAGAUGAUAAAAACACAGUGCUGGCCUUAAAUAAUGCAAUCCUGGCCAGUGAUAUAAAAUACAAAGAGAAGCACAACAAAGCCCGUGGGACCUACCACGUUGUUCCAGACACGCCUCAGAUCCUGCUGGCCAAGAACGUCAGCUCCCUGGUGUCUGAGAACAAGUACAAAGAGCAGAGCAAGAAGCAGCUGCCCCAUGGCUCCUUCACCACCCUGCCUGAGACCAGGGACACCGUCCAUGUCAAGGAGGUGACCAAGAACGUCAGUGAGACAAACUACAAAAAGAAGUUUGUGAAGGAGAAAGGCAAAUCCAAUUAUUCUGUCAUGCUGGAGCCUCCUGAGGUGAAACAUGCCAUGGAAGUUGCUAAAAACCAAAGCACAAUUGAAUACAAGAAAGAUGCCAAAUCCAAACUCCACUACACACCUAUAGCAGAUCGACCAGACAUUAAGAAAGCAACACAGGCUGCCAAAUUAAUCAGCAAUAUUGAAUAUAAGAAGCGUGGAGCAGCAGGUGUGGGUGUGACCAUGCUGGGACGUCCAGACAUUGAGCUGGCCAAGGAGGUGUCCAAACUGACCAGCCAGGUGAAAUACAAGGAGAACUUUGCCAAAGAGUUGGGUAAAAAGCCAAAAUAUGAUCUGAAGGAGGCCAAAAUCUACAAGACCCUGAAGGAUGCCCACAACAUGGCCAGUGAGGUGAAGUACAAGGCAGACCUGAAGAAGCUGCACAAGCCCGUCACGGACAUGAAGGAGUCUCUGCUCAUGAACCACGUGCUGAGCACCAGCCAGCUCGCCAGUGCUUACCAGUACAAGAAGCAGUAUGAGAAGAGUAAGGGUCACUACCAUGUGGUGCCAGAUAAUCUUGAGCAGGUUCAUCUCAGGGAAGCCUCAGAACUCCAGAGCCACGUGAAAUACAGAGAAAAGUAUGAGAAGGAAAAAGGAAAACCCAUGUUAGACUUUGAAACCCCCACAUACCUGACUGCAAAGGAGUCCCAGCUCAUGCAGAGUGAGAAAGAAUAUAAGAAGGACUUUGAAGAGUCCAUGAAGGGCAGGAACCUCACUGGCCUGGAGGUCACACCAUCCCUCUUGCAUGUCAAAUACGCCACCAAAAUAGCGAGCGAGAAAGAGUACAGGAAGGAUCUGGAGGAAGGAGUCAAAGGGAAGGGACUGACAGCCUUAGAGGAGACUCCAGACAUGCUGAGAGCCAAGAAUGCCACUCAAAUCCUGAACGAGAAGGAGUACAAGAAGGCCCUGGAGCUGGAGAUCCGUGGCAAGGGCCUGAGCGAGCUGGCGCUGGAGACGCCGGAUUUCGUGCGGGCCAAGAACGCCACCGACAUCGCCAGCCAGAUCAAAUACAAACAAUUGGCAGAAAUGGAGAAAGCCAACUACACCAGUGUUGUUGAUACUCCAGAGAUUAUUCAUGCCCAGCAGGUCAAGAACCUUUCCAGCCAGAAAAAAUACAAGGAAGAUGCAGAGAAGAGCAUGCCCUACUAUGUGCCCGUGGCUGACACACCAGAAAUGCAGCGGGUCCGAGAGAAUCAGAAGAACUUUAGCAUGCUUCAGUAUCAGUCAGACCUGCAGAGCAGCAAAGGAAAAGUCACAGUGGUUCAGGACACCCCAGAAAUCCUGAGGGUGAAGGAAAACCAGAAGAAUUUCAGCUCGAUUUUGUAUAAAGAAGAUAUUGGAACUGGAACCACAAUUGAAAAGACCCCAGAGAUGCAGAGAGUUAAACGAACCCAGGAUAAUAUCAGCUCGGUGAAGUACAAGGAGAGCAUUGGCAAAGGGACUCCCAUUCCUGACCUGCCCGAGGUGAAGAGAGUCAAGGAGACCCAGAAGCACAUCAGCUCGGUGUUGUACAAGGAGGAGCUGGGCACAGGCACCCCCACGCCCGUGACCCCAGAGAUGGAGCGAGUCAAACGCAACCAGGAGCAGAUUAGCUCGGUGUUGUACAAGGAGGGUUUAGGGGCUGGCACUGCCACGCCGGUGACGCCGGAGAUGGAGCGGGUGCGACGGAACCAGGAGCACAUCAGCUCGGUGUUGUACAAGGAGGGGCUGGGGGCUGCCACCCCCGUUCCUGUCACUCCUGAGAUGGAGAGGGUCAAACGCAACCAGGAGAAUUUUAGCUCGGUGUUGUACAAGGAGGAGCUGGGGACAGGAACCCCCACCCCUGUCACCCCCGAGAUCCAGAGGGUCAAACGCAACCAGGAACACAUUAGCUCGGUGUUGUACAAGGAGGAGCUGGGGACAGGAACCCCCACCCCUGUCACCCCCGAGAUCCAGAGGGUCAAACGCAACCAGGAACACAUUAGCUCGGUGUUGUACAAGGAGGAGCUGGGGACAGGAACCCCCACCCCUGUCACCCCCGAGAUCCAGAGGGUCAAACGCAACCAGGAACACAUUAGCUCGGUGUUGUACAAGGAGAGCGUGGGGACAGGGACCCCCACUCCUGUCACCCCCGAGAUGGAGAGGGUCAAACGCAACCAGGAGAUUUGCAGCUCGGUGUUGUACAAGGAAAACAUAGGGAAAGCCACCCCCACCCCCGUCACCCCCGAGAUGGAGAGAGUCAAACGCAAUCAGGAGAUCAUUAGCUCGGUUUUGUACAAGGAAAAUGUGGGGAAGGUGACCCCGACCCCCAUCACCCCCGAGAUGGAGAGAGUCAAACGCAAUCAAGAGAUCAUUAGCUCGGUGUUGUACAAAGAGAACGUGGGGCAGGCGACCCCCACGCCCGUCACCCCCGAGAUGGAGCGAGUCAAAUGCAACCAGGAGCAGAUUAGCUCGGUGCUGUACAAGGAGCACAUGGCCAAGGGAACCCCGACCCCGCUGACCCCGGAGAUGGAGAGAGCCAAACGCAACCAGGAGAACAUCAGCUCGGUUCUUUACUCCGACAGUUUCCGCAAGCAAGUCCAAGGAAAAGCCGCCUACGUCCUGGACACCCCGGAGAUGCGGCGCGUGCGGGAGACCCAGAAACACAUCUCCACUGUGAAGUAUCACGAGGACUUUGAGAAGAGCAAAGGGAGCUUCACGCCCGUGGUGACCGACCCCAUCACGGAGCGCGUGAAGAAGAACAUGCAGGACUUCAGUGACAUCAGCUACAGGGGCAUCCAGAGGAGGGUGGUGGAGAUGGAGCGCAAACGCGUGGACCAGGACCAGGAGAACCUCACAGGGCUCCGGGUGUGGAGAACCAACCCCGGCUCUGUCUUCGACUAUGACCCCGCCGAGGACAACAUCCAGUCCCGGAGCCUGCACCUGAUCUCAGUGCAGGCCCAGCGCCGCAGCCGGGAGCACUCCCGCUCCGCCAGCGCCCUGAGCAUCAGCGGCGCGGCCGACGAGAAAUCGGAGCCGUCGGAGGGUGCUGAGCAGCGCCUGUCCUACUACAGCAACGGGGGCUUCUUCACCAGCACGGCCACAGUGGGGUACCGCCAGGUGAAGACGGUGGAGCUGCCGCAGCAGCGCUCGUCCUCGGUGGCCACGCAGCAAACCACGCUGUCCUCGGUGCCUUCCCAGCCCUCCACUGCCGGGAAGACGUUCCGGGCCAUGUACGAUUACACGGCGGCGGACGCGGACGAGGUGUCCUUCAAGGACGGGGACACCAUUGUCAACGUGCAGGCCAUCGACGAGGGCUGGAUGUACGGCACGGUGCAGAGAACCGGCAAAACCGGCAUGCUGCCCGCCAACUACGUGGAGGCCGUGUGAGCCCAGCCUGCCCCGGGGCU